UCAGGGUUAUUUUUUACAUCUUCUUCUGAUGUUUGUAAGCUAAAACGUUCACUCUAUGGCUUAAAACAAGCUCCACGGGCUUGGUUUGAUAAGAAAUGACUCUGCAUUAAUCUCUCAACUUCAAGAGCAUCUUCAACGUUCUUUUCAUAUGAAAGAUUUAGGUCCUCUACAAUAUUUUUUGGGCCUAGAAGUGCACUCUACCUCAGCUGGUAUUUUCUUACAUCAACAUAAAUACAUCCAGGAAUUAAUUGCUUUGGCAGGUCUUCAAGAUGGUCGGUCUGUUGAUACUCCCUUGGAAGUAAAUGUUAAAUAUCGCCGUGAUGAGGGUGAUUUUCUCUCAGAUCCCUCUCUCUAUCGGCAAUUGGUGGGAAGUCUUAACUAUUUAACUAUUACUCGGCCUGAUAUUUCAUUUGCUGUUCAACAAGUUAGUCAAUUUAUGCAGACGCCUAGGCAUCUCCAUCUAGCUGCUGUUCGUCGCAUUAUUCGCUAUUUACUAGGCACUUCCUCUCGUGGUCUUUUCUUCUCCAAAAAUUCUCCUAUUCAUUUGGUAGCCUAUAGCGACGCUGACUGGGCAGGGUGUUCAGAUACUAGACGAUCAAUUACUGGUUGGUGCAUGUUUCUUGGAAAUUCUCUUAUUUCUUGGAAAAGCAAAAAGCAAGAUAGGGUGUCUAAAUCCUCUACUGAGUCAGAGUAUCGUGCUAUGUCCUCUGGAUGUUCUGAGAUCAUUUGGCUUCGAGGCCUCUUAGGUGAGCUUGGGUUUCCCCAACUUGCACCUACUCCCCUUCAUGCCGAUAAUACUAGCGCUAUUCACAUUGCUGCUAAUCCUGUAUUCCAUGAGCGUACAAAACAUAUUGAAGUUGAUUGUCACUCUAUCCGUGAAGCAUAUGAUGAUCAUGUUAUUUCUCUUCCUCAUAUUACCACUGAUCUCCAAACUGCUGAUAUAUUUACUAAAGCUCUCUCCCGUCAUAGACACAAUUUUCUGGUUGACAAAUUGAUGCUUUUUGAUCCACCAGCAUCAAUUUGAGGGGGGAUAUCAAGGGCAGUAGUUGGGAUCUGGUCUACUAAAUGCAAAAGUCAAGAACAGCUGCUUAUGGAAGUCAAGGACAGCCUGCUAGCAAAAGUAAAAGUCAAGAACAGCUGCUUAUGGAAGUCAUGGGCAGCAACUGAUUAUGAGAUCUGAUCUGCUAGCAAAAGACAAGAACAGCUGCUUAUGGGAUCUAGUCUACUAAUUGCACUAAUCAAGGAGAGCUGAUUAUGGUCUACUAUAUUAGAUGUAUAUUAGCAUAUAUGUAAUUAAUACAUUAGGGAGGUAGAUAUUCUGACGGAGGAGAGAAGGUACAGAGUUUUUCUAUUUAAAUGGAAAAGAUGCACAAAAGAGGCAUUCGGUCUUUGAUCUAGAAAACUUGUCAUUAUUUUGGUUCUGAGCAGCUUUGUUAAUUUUUGCUCCGUUUAAUCUUUUUUAUUCUUUGUAUUGUUGAAUUUGGGACCUUUCAAAGGAAGCCGCUGUCUUUUAGGCUCUUCUGUGCCAAAUUUUUCUUCUUACCAUUUUUGAACUCCCAAACCUUGUCUUGUCUUGUAAGAAGGAGCAAGGCUUGAUAUUCUUCAGUCAUAAGGUUGUCUUUUAUUGCUGUAUUUAUCAAAAGUAGAAUGCAGGGAUGGUCCUUCAGUACUUGCUUGGGAGAUUUUACUUAAACAGUAAAUGCUGUGAAAGAAAAGUAUUAACUUUACCUGCUUUUGCAAGCUGGAAAGUGAACUGCUGAUUUUUCCUAUGGAUAAGCUAGUUAUGGAACUUCUUAUUAUUUCCUUUUUCUUUUCUUUGUUUUCUUGCCCCCAUAGAGUUGUUUCGUUUCUUUAAUAGUAGAAAAGUUGCUGCUUUUCCAUCAAUUAUUACACAUUUUCUUUUAAUAGGAUCUUUCUAAUGACAUUGAGAAAUUUUGGUGUUGUCAUUUUAAUUACUCUUGGACAUUCUAUGCAUUCAUCUUCAUCACCAAUAGAUAUGCUUCUGGGACAUUGGAAAUGUCUUAUUGCUAUUUAAAUACUGCCUACUCAUUGACCAAUGGAUUGUGAUGUACU
This is a messenger RNA of Coffea arabica (coffee), 2073 nucleotides long. The record is from RefSeq and is a predicted model, not a curated record. NCBI's taxonomy places the organism in Eukaryota, Viridiplantae, Streptophyta, Magnoliopsida, Gentianales, Rubiaceae.